Chaetomium strumarium is the source of this 2388-nucleotide messenger RNA. RefSeq lists its product as uncharacterized. The transcript is spliced from 3 exons. The coding region runs from base 1 to 2388 and encodes 795 amino acids. Lineage: Eukaryota; Fungi; Ascomycota; Sordariomycetes; Sordariales; Chaetomiaceae. The record is from RefSeq and is a predicted model, not a curated record. Gene Ontology annotation, molecular function: NADP binding; histone methyltransferase activity; oxidoreductase activity. Gene Ontology annotation, cellular component: nucleus.
AUGUCCGAGGAGAAACCCCCCGUCUCCUUCAUCGGCCUCGGAGCCAUGGGCUUCGGCAUGGCCACCCACCUCGUGAAGCAAGGCUACCCCGUGACCGGCUUCGACGUCUGGGCGCCGACCCUCGAACGCUUCCGGGCCGCGGGCGGGCUCACAGCAACCAACCCUUCCGAGGCCGUCGCCGAGAAGCUUUUCUGCGUCUGCAUGGUAGCCACCCCACAGCAAGCCCAGUCCGUGCUCCUCGACGGGCCAGACCCGGCCGUCCCCGCUCUGCCCAAGGGCGCCGUGCUCCUCCUCUGCUCCACCGUGCCCUGCGACUAUGUGCAGUCCCUGGAGCGCCAGCUCCGCAACAUCGGCCGCGACGACAUUCUACUCGUCGACAGCCCCGUGUCGGGCGGGGCCGCGCGCGCCGCCGACGGGACGCUGUCCAUCAUGGCGGGCACGUCGGACGCCGCGGUGGAGAAGGCGCGCCCGCUGCUGGCGGAGAUGGCGGACCCGACGAAGCUGUACAUGGUACAGGGCGGCGUCGGCGCCGGGAGCAACAUGAAGAUGGUGCAUCAGGUGCUGGCGGCUUGCCAGAUCCUGGCCGCGAGCGAGGCGAUGGGCUUUGCGCAAGGCUUGGGGCUGGAUCUGGCGCGGACCCAGAAGGCCGUGCUCGCGUCGGACGCGUGGAAUUGGAUGUUUGAGCACCGCACGCCGCGAAUGCUGACGCAGUUCCAGCCCGUCGCGAGCGCCGUGAAUAUCAUUGUCAAAGAUACGGCUAUCAUCACGGCCGAGGCAAAGAGGCGCGGCUUCCGCGUACCCAUGACCACCGCGGCCGAGUCGGGCUACCGCGAGGCGGUCGCGAAGGGGUACGGCUCCGACGAUGACAGCAGCCUGCUUCGGUUGUACACGGAGUCGGGGACUGGCACAGCCGCGACAGCAGCGCCGGAAGGGAGUUCCGCGGACAAGACAGAUGAGGAGAGGCUAGCUCUUGUGGUUGACCUGCUUAGGGCAAUCAACCUCUGCGCGGCCGGAGAGUCUCUCGCGUUUGCCAAUGCCGUGGGCUUGGAUCUUGACCAGGUGCUGGACCUGUGUGUCAACGCGGCUGGAGCGAGCACCAUGCUCAAGAUCUAUGGGCCUCCCAUCAUCAACGCGCUGCGUAUAGGCGCCGCGUCCAAGAACUGGACCGCUACAGACGGCUCGCCGUCUCUCGGGGAAGUCGCGGACAGGCUCCAACAUGUUGUGCAGUCUGCAGAGCAACUCAAGGUCCCGCUGUUCUUGGGUUUAGAGGCGUCGCGCGUCUUCCGCGAGGCACUCCAGUCCGGGCCGCCGGGACUUGCUGUCGCUGCAGUGGUGAACUUGCCUUUUACAACGAGCAGUCAAAGCACAACUCAUGCUGCAAACAUGGAAAAUGCCAUUAGACCGCAUUUCUUCAAGCAUGGGCGCCCAGAGUCCGACCCCGAAGAGGAGCGCAAGUGUCAUUGGUGCCAGAUCCGUUCCUUCAAGACCCACAAGUCUAUCCCCAUCACCAUCGUCAACGAGCUAGAUGAGGCGGUACUAAACCCCGAAUUUCGCUUCAUCGACCACAACAUCAUUGCCGAUGACGUCCCCGUGGCGGAGGAGGCCUUCAGGGUGGGCUGCGACUGCACGGACGACGAGGAUUGCAUGUAUGGUACAUGCCAAUGUCUCGACGAGAUGGAACCGGACGACGAUGAGGACGACGACGGCUCGAACGGCCGGCCCCGGCGGAAGCGGUUUGCAUACUACUCCAGUGGAUCCAAGGCAGGUCUGUUGAAAAAUAGGAUUCUACACAGCCGGGAACCCAUAUAUGAGUGCCACGAGGGCUGCAAUUGUUCGCCGCAGUGUCCGAAUAGAGUGGUGGAACGGGGCAGGACCGUACCGCUGCAGAUUUUCCGGACCGAGGAUCGAGGUUGGGGCGUCAGGUGUCCCGUCGAUAUCAAGAAAGGACAGUUUGUCGACAGGUAUCUCGGCGAGAUCAUCACGAGCGAGGAAGCGGAUAGGCGGCGCACACAGGCGAGCAUCUCCCAACGCAAGGACGUGUAUCUCUUUGCCCUCGACAAAUUCUCGGACCCGGAUUCCAUCGAUCCCUUGCUGGCGGCCCCGCCACUCGAGGUAGACGGAGAGUGGAUGAGCGGGCCGACACGGUUCAUCAACCAUAGCUGUGAGCCAAACAUGCGCAUCUUUGCGCGCGUUGGCGACCACGCCGACAAACACAUCCACGACCUAGCUCUGUUCGCGAUCCGCGAUAUCCCGGCGGGCGAGGAGCUGACCUUUGACUAUGUGGAUGGAUUGGAGACCAUGGAGGACGAUGCACACGACCCUAACAAGAAAAAGGAUAUGACGAAAUGCCUGUGCCAUACAAAGUCAUGUAGAGGUUUCUUGUGGUGA